Messenger RNA from Epithele typhae, 1677 nucleotides. RefSeq names its product glyoxal oxidase precursor. The transcript is spliced from 4 exons. Bases 1 to 1677 code for a protein of 558 amino acids. The record is from RefSeq and is a predicted model, not a curated record. Lineage: Eukaryota; Fungi; Basidiomycota; Agaricomycetes; Polyporales; Epitheliaceae.
AUGAAGUUCUCCUGCUUUACCUGGUCGCUGCUACCUUCAGCUUUCGCGCUCGUGAAUCCUGCCUCAGCCGCGCCCGGCUGGACCUUUGACACCAAGAACCAGACGUCCGGCAUCGUCGCGCUCGAGGCCAUCGUUGUCUCUCCGACCUUGGCUCUCUGGUUCGACCGCGCCUCCUUGGACCCUCUUCAGAUCAACGGCCACUCGGCGUGGGGCGCACUGUGGAACCUCGAGACCGGAAAUGUCACUGCUCUCGACGUCGUCACCAACUCGUUCUGUGCGGCCGGCGCCAUGCUUAGCAACGGGACGAUGGCCAGCAUCGGCGGAGACCAGACCGGCUUCGCAGGAAACCCGGUGAUCCAGCCUGGGAACCAGGCCAUCCGUCUCUUCGAGCCCUGUGCUUCCCCCACCGGCGAAGGGUGCACGCUGUUCGAGAGCCCCGAGCUCAUCCUCAUAGCCGAGCGCUGGUACCCCUCGGCGAUCCGCAUCUUCGAUGGCAGCCUGCUCAUCGCGGGCGGCAUGCAUGGCGAGGCCGUGUUCUACAACAUCGACCCCGAGAACAGCUUCGAGUUCUUCCCGCGCAAGGAGCAGACGGUCCGGCCGUCCGCGUUCCUCGAGCGCGCCCUUCCCGCGAACCUCUUCCCUCGGCUCCUCGCCCUCCCGGACGGCCGCGUCCUGAUGAUCGCGAACAACCAGACGAUCAUCUACGACAUCGAGGCCGACACCGAGACCAUCCUGCCCGACAUCCCCAACGGCGUCCGCGUCACGAACCCGAUCGACGGCUCCGCGAUCCUCCUCCCGCUCUCCCCGCCGGACUUCGUCCCCGAGGUCCUCGUCUGCGGCGGCACCCAGGUCGACGACACCAUCCAGCCCGCGAACCUCUCCUCGCAGAUCGCGGCGACGACGCAGUGCUCGCGCAUGACGAUUACUGAUGAAGGUAUCGCCCGCGGCUGGGAGGUUGAGUAUAUGCUCGAGGGCCGCACCAUGCACGAGCUCCUCCACCUCCCGAACGGGCAGGUGCUCAUCGCGAACGGCGCCGGCUCCGGCUUCGCGGGCUUCAACUCCGUCGCGGACCCGGUCGGGAACUCGAACGCGGACCACGCGGUGCUCGUCCCGAGCCUGUACACGCCCGACCGCGCGCGCGGGGAGCGCAUCUCGAACGCGGGGAUGCCGAGCUCGGGGAUCGCGCGCGUGUACCACUCGAGCAUCACGCUCACCCCCCAGGGCAACUUCCUCAUCGCGGGCAGCAACCCGAACACGGGGACGGUCACCGGCGCGGACGUCAAGUUCCCGAGCGAGUUCCGCGUCCAGACGCUCGACCCGCCGUUCAUGGCCGUCGAGCGGCCGCGGAUGUUGAGCAUGCCGGCGAAGCUGGCGUUCGACUCGAGCGUGACGGUGCCGAUCUCCGUCCCGGCAUCGCUCGUCGCGAACGCGACGAAUGUGAAAGUGGCGCUCAUGGACCUUGGGUUCUCGACGCACGGGUUCCACGCUGGAGCUCGCCUCGUCUUCAUGAACGCGACCGUCGCGCCUGGCGGGACGUCCAUGACGUUCGUUACGCCGCCCAACGGCCGCGUCUUCCCACCCGGCCCGGGGACUGUCUUCUUGACCAUCGACGACGUGACGAGCCCCGGUGCAACGGUCAUGAUGGGCAGCGGGAACUCUCCGCCGACGCUCGAGUAA